Messenger RNA from Delphinapterus leucas (beluga whale), 3498 nucleotides. The record is from RefSeq and is a predicted model, not a curated record. NCBI's taxonomy places the organism in Eukaryota, Metazoa, Chordata, Mammalia, Artiodactyla, Monodontidae.
GGGUCAGAGAUAGAGGCACAGACAAAGCAUAGUAGUCAGAAUGACCUGGGCUUGAAUCCUGGCUCCCACGCCUAUUGGCCGUGUGACCUACGGCGUAGGGGAUGAUGAUACCAUCUGCCUCAUAAGGGUGACGUGCGGAUUCAGUGAAAAAAAUGUAAGCAUUUAGCUCGGAUACAUAGUACGUCCUUAGUUAGUGGUGAAUACAAUAAUUAUUGCUGGACAGAGAAAGAAAACUCAAGAAAUACAAAGAGUUAGCGACCAAGCCUCAUUAGCCCAUGGGAUAUGGCUGAGUCUUGAAAGGGAAAGAGUAAUAAUGGUGAUGAUAAUAAUAGUAAGGUGCACCAUUUAUGGGGCAUCUACCAGGAGGAAGACCCCGUGGGAGGUGCCUUGAACAUUUCUUAUCUCAUGGAAUUCUCACAGCAGCCCCACUGAGAAAACUAGCUCAGAGAAGACUACACAGAAACAAGCUCCAGACUUGAGAACUCGGCUCAGGUCUGCCCUCCUCCAAGGCCUGCACACAGAGUGCAGAGCCCCAGGCAGCUCACCACAGGCCACCCGCCGGCCACCCUCCCCAAGGCUUCCUUCACCAGACUCCUCACUUGUCCUGCCCUGAGAUGUCCAGCCCCAGCUGUCCUGUGGCCACAGUCCCUGUGGUCUACCUUGAGGGGAGGAGGAGAAAGCAGGGAGAGUGAACAGGAGGGAAGACCAGGGGAGCACAUCUGGAGCUUCAGGGAGGAGGUGGAUGGCAGACAGAGGCCCCCUGCCCUGCGGAGGCCUGGGCCUUGGCCUGAGGCUACCGGCGUGCUGGGUGGUGUGUUGGGAGGCUGCUGGAGGAGCACAAGCUCCUGUGAGAGGCAGGGAGACAGAGGCAACCGGGGAGCGCGACACAGAGAGGCACCAACAAAGGCAGAACACAGAUGUCUGAACUUGUAAACAGCGGCGACUCAGGAAAACCGUUGCCCACAGAGGCAGCUGCUCAGCUCAGGGAGGAGACACAGGAAGGUCGCAGGAGGAGUACCAGAGGAAAGGGAGAGAAGAGCCAGGCCGGCCCUGUCCCUGCUGGAUGUUGGGCCCAGGCUUCACCCUGCCGUGGCUGAGGAGAUGCGGAAGGAGGUGUCAGGCGGGGCACUCGGCAUCUAGGUCUGGGGAUGGCAGAAACCAGGGGGCUGCUACAGCCACCAACUCCCCUUCUUUGGGUGUGCCCGGAGCUUGAAGGAUGAGUCGCUGGGUGGGGGCUAGGCCUGACCUUGGCUGAAAAGGUGGGCUGGACCCUUCUGGGAUGGAGCAGACAGGUAGGGGGUACAUCCAUGAGCAUCAGGUGUGAGGUCCAACGUGAGGCCUAGCAAGGGGUACUCCUAAGUCCGAGGAAAAAGCCCCCUUCUCCAGACCUGGGCCUAAGCCCCGAAGAGGCUGAGGCGUGAGCCAGUAGAAGAGGCUGAGCCAGUAGAGGGGUCAGCCCUCAUCCCUGACCCCUCUACUGGCUCCUUCUCCUCCCAGGAGCCUCCAGGAGGAGCAGGGACAAGUUCUGUCUCAGCCGGAGCCUGGCUAUCCGCGCCCAGGCACCGCUGGGCUGCAAGGCACCAAUUGGCCACUGGGUGGCAGCCUUACCCCACACCAAGCUCAGAGGCCUGCAGCGGCGCCUGCCAGACUUCCCAAAGCCCCAACGCAACCGACCUGGGGCUCCUGCAGGCCCAGCUGGUAGCUCCAGCCCAGUGUCGCUGUUGGACUCUCCCCACCCCAACACAAUACACUGUGCUGUACCCUGUAGUUUUUGCAAACCCAGGCUCUCCUCUCUCUUUCUCAGGUCAGACCCUCCAGAGAUUACUUAAAGUCAGGCAAGGCCAGCAUCUUUAAGUUGAGAAAGAGAAACCGCGGCCCAGACAGGAGCAAAGACUUGCUCUUGACCUCGGAAUUAGCUGUGGCCAGGCUCUCCCCGCUCCCUCUAAAGUUCUCUUCCCACCAGUUCACAUAGCCUCCCAUCUCCAUGGGGAGUCCCAGGGCCAAGAGCCUUUAAUCGCAAAGAGACACCAAGCAGAGAGGGGUCCGGGCGUUUGGAAGGUCUGCACUUACAGUCAGCAGUGGCCUAGGUCUGCUCUCAGGCCCCACCCCCAGGGGCUCCAAGGGGAGGACCUGGAAUUCUAGCUGCUUCAUAGCGUUUGUGUUCCGGGCGGAACCUGCCCCGGCCCCAUUCCGCUCACGUGCUGAGUCCUGUCCCUGCACCCACACCCCGACUCCCAGGCCCAGACCAUGCCCUAGGUAGGUGGCAGGCAGUUCAGCCUGCCCUGAGAGGUCACAGUGGGGGAUGAAAGGGAAAACCGGACCUUCGCUUCCGCCCUGCCCUCCCACUGCUCACUGGGUGAGCUUGGCCAAACCGGUGGCCUUCCAGGUUCCCAUUUCUCUUCCUGGCCCUGGCACUGCCUACCAAAGAGCAAAGAAGUUCUUCCCAGUUUGUACCUUCCCUAGUUACUGGUUGAGGGGACCAGGGACAGUUAGCCAAGAGAGACACUCCUUCCAAGCCCAGCACCAGACCCAGGUUCUGGUGCCACUGACAUCCCAGCUCUGCAGGGUCUCGGACCCCCUCAGCCAGCUGACUCCUGACACAAGCCACCCCACCUGGGUGAGGCCUGACCUGCAGCACUGGCCUGAGUCAUGCGGGAUGGACUCGCUGCAGAAACAGGACCUCCGGAGGCCCAAGAUCCACGGGGCAGUCCGGGUGCCCCCCUAUCAGCCACCCACGCUGGCCUCACUGCAGCGCUUGCUGUGGGUCCCUCGGGCUGCCGUGCUGAGCCAUAUCAACGAAGUCUGGCCCAACCUCUUCCUGGGAGAUGCGUACGCAGCCCGGGACAAGAACAAGCUGACCCAGCUGGGCAUCACCCACAUCGUGAAUGUUGCCGCAGGAAAGUUUCAGGUGGACACAGGUGCCAACUUCUACCGUGGAAUGCCCUUGGAGUACUAUGGCAUUGAGGCUGAUGACAACCCCUUCUUCGACCUCAGUGUCUACUUUCUGCCCGUUGCUCGAUACAUCCAAAGUGCCCUCAUCAUUCCCCAAGGCCGCGUGCUGGUACACUGUGCCAUGGGGGUGAGCCGCUCUGCCACGGUUGUCCUGGCCUUCCUCAUGAUCUGCGAGAACAUGACACUGGUGGAGGCCAUCCAGACAGUGCAGGCGCACCGGGAUAUCUGCCCCAACUCAGGCUUCCUCCGGCAGCUCCAGGUUCUGGACAACCGACUGGGGCAGGAGACGGGGCGGCUGUGACCUGGUGGGCAACCAGGAACCCUGACCCUCCAGCCAGCAUGGCCCACCCAACCAGCCUGGCCCUGGGGACCUUGCUUCCAGUGACCUUGAGAUGUAAAUAGCAAGUGGGGGCUUAGCUGAGGCAGAGGCAGGGAGAGCUGGGUGGUGACCUUUAGCAGGUGGAUCUCCCUGACCCAAUCCAAAGAUUCUUUAUGCAGAAAAGAGUUCAGUCUGUCUCUAUAAUAAAAGGUUCAUCAUAAUAAAGA